Saccostrea echinata is the source of this 1404-nucleotide messenger RNA. RefSeq lists its product as uncharacterized. The record is from RefSeq and is a predicted model, not a curated record. The transcript has 3 exons. The coding region runs from base 212 to 781 and encodes 189 amino acids. Lineage: Eukaryota; Metazoa; Mollusca; Bivalvia; Ostreida; Ostreidae.
AAAACAUGGUAAUAGUGACGACAAAUAAUUUCAUAUUUAAAGUCAUGGUAUGAAUCAAGGAUAUAAGGAGGAAACACUGAUAAAUACAGACCAAGGAAAGUUAUAAUGUGACGUCUGUUCUGUCAUACUUGAUUGAAGACUUUCAAAGAAUAAAUAGACAGUAGCUGAAUAAAAGUAACCAGUGUUCAAAGAGGACCAUUGUGACGUCAUAAUGUUCGGAACCUAUGACGUUCCACCGAGCGCACAGGUGCUUGGAAUGUUAUGUCCAUUAUUUCUGACCAUAUCUUUAGUUCUGAUCCUUGUUGGAAUAGGACUACCAUAUUGGCUGAUAUUCGGGGGAACCUCUUACGGAAUUUUUCAGAUAUGCACGUCAUCAGUUACUUCAUGUUCUUUUUCUGUUACAGAACUCUCGUCGUCCAAUCCAGACAGCGUGACGUUCUGGAACAUCAUGAUUUCGUUGGCCGUGUUUGCGGGUCUCUUUAUGUUCCUUUCAGAAAUCCUGAUAUUUAUCUAUCCUUGCAAAAAAGUGAUAAGCCACAGUAAACUGGGUAUCGGGGCCGUGGCAUGCUUCUUUUGCAUUGUGGGAGCUACAUUAACCUUAGCAGUGGUUGGAUUAAUGAUUGGCGCAGCCAGCGUUUCCGUCACUGACGUCACUCAUGUUUCCCUGGCAACUACAGACUAUCUUGGCUGGUCCUUAUACGUCUCUGGAUCCGGAGCUAUUCUUGCUUUGUUUACAGGGAUAUUGUUUGCUAUUCAUUUAUUCCUCGCUUGUUAUUAUUGAAAGAAACUUAUUUAUCUGCCUGUGGUGAAGAUGGUGUUACUUUGUUACCUUUUUUUUAAUUUUGACAAAAUAGUAAUGUGAUCUGCCAUUGGAUAGCCGAAAAAUGUCAUAACACAUAUGAAUUUUGUUUGUUGAUUUUUAAAAUUGAGUUCAAGUUUGUCAAAAUAUUACUUUUCAUUUCAUUGCAAAGUAAAGUAUCUAAAACGCAAUACACGUUGCUCCUAGAGCCAAAGUACAGCAAACUUUUUUUUUGAAAGGGGGGGGGGUUAUAUGUCUACCGUCACUUUAAUUAGGUAGCAUCUUCAGACUGAUACACCCUUUCAGUGUAAACAAUUGUUCAUUCUAUUAUAAGCCUUUUUGAUCAGAUGUUUUAUUCUCGCAAGCAUGUGCCAAAUAUUUAUUAUGCCUUUUAUACUCAUAUUUAAAUGCUUUGUACAUGAUAACUAGAAAUGUCACUGUAAGAGGUGUGCUAUCUUUAAAUCAUAAAAGCAAAUAUUCACUGCAAAUGAAUUCAGCGAGAUGAUUUUAUUGUUCUAAUGGCAAAUUGUUUUCUAUGCAUCAAUUGACACUGCUGUAAAAGUGCUUUGAUUACUCAAUGCAAAUAAAUUCAGCAUGAUAAUUGC